Messenger RNA from Helobdella robusta, 525 nucleotides. RefSeq lists its product as hypothetical. Bases 1 to 525 code for a protein of 174 amino acids. The record is from RefSeq and is a predicted model, not a curated record. The transcript is spliced from 4 exons. NCBI's taxonomy places the organism in Eukaryota, Metazoa, Annelida, Clitellata, Rhynchobdellida, Glossiphoniidae.
AUGUUAACAGCGUUAGGACCCCCUACAAACAUUUCGAAAACUUCAAACAUUACUAAUUAUGACAACGACAAUUACAAUCAUAAUAGCAGUAAGUAUGACAUAAGCUAUAAUAACAACGACAAGAGGGAUGUUGAUGUUAGUAACAAUGAAGAACUUGGAACUACAGUUGGAAAAAGAAUUAGCAGGCUGUGUUGGGAUGACAGUGUCCAACUAAUUUUUGAACAAAUUGAGACCAUUUCAGGUAAGAAAAGGCUCAUAAAACAAAUGAAAUGUACCAACACGUGCAAGACAAGACGUAUCUACAAACAAAAAAACAAAGGUGGUUUCCUUGCCACGCAUGCAUCAGGGAUUAUCAACUGCAUCCUCAUUCCACUGGUUUGCUACAUGAAUGUUUUAAAUUGUGUAACAGCUAAAGUGAGGAAUACCAUUUGCACUUUCAUGCUUGGAGCAUCAGCAAGGAGCACUGAUGAUGAUUCAUUUGGAAUCGAAAUAUGGCCUUAUUUGCAGCAUGAAUUCGAAAAAUAA